Messenger RNA from Ornithodoros turicata, 1233 nucleotides. Its product is annotated as natterin-4-like. The coding region runs from base 677 to 1156 and encodes 159 amino acids. The record is from RefSeq and is a predicted model, not a curated record. The transcript has 4 exons. Lineage: Eukaryota; Metazoa; Arthropoda; Arachnida; Ixodida; Argasidae.
GUUGUUGGACCUCAUUCGCAUCGCAACACAUAAAUCGUUAUGAAACCAUGAUGUGUUAAUUAUACAUACACGUGUUGGUAUUGUUCACUGCUGCACUCUAAAAACAGCUGACUUCGCCGCAGAACGCUGUUUCAAGGAACCGUCGUUCUCUUUCCUGAUUUGUUGAAAAUAGGAGGCGUACGCCUUUUUGUGGUAAUUUAGGUAUGUGUUAAUUGCCACAAAAAGCUUAUCCUCAAAUUAUAAGCGGCAACUGCACUCUAAAAACAGAACUUCACCGCAUAGCACGCUGUGCCAACCAUUGCCGCGAAUGAUACGGUUAUCGCUUUUGAUUCGAGGAGAGAGGGAGGUGUACACCUUUUUGUGGCAAUUACCAUAUAUCCAAAUUGCCACAAAAAGGCGUACGUCCCUCUCUCUCCUGGAAUCAGAAGCGAUAACCCUAUCAUUCGUGGGAAUGGUUGGCGCACAUCGUGCUAUGCGGUGAAGCUCUGUUUUUAGAGUGUGUAUUCCGGCCCGAGCAGUAACCGUGUUAUGCGGUGAAGUUCUGUUUUUAGAGUGUUGUCAGAACAGCAGCGUACACAAAGUUACGUCAAUUCGGAUGCAAUUGAAGUCGCGUAACAAUUACUUGAAAGGUUGCUGCUAUACUAACUGCUGAUUUACCACAGCUGCGGAUUGCGCAAUGUCAUACUACUCAAGGACCAACUACCGAAACCUAUGUCAUUGGGUCAGCACCAGCGGUGGCAAUGUGCCCUACAAUGCCGUAGCGGGAGGCGAAGACUCCGGUGAAGCCAUCUACAUUGGUAGGGCUGAACAUGACGGCGACGUUGUUCCAGGCAAGAUUGUACCUUCCCACAACGUUUGCUACGUGCCGCACGGGGGACGCGAACACGCCAACCGUUCAUACCAGGUCCUAGUGUCUUUAGACGAAAGCCAGUUCGACUGGGUACCACAGUCUAGAGGGGGCUUGCCUCCAGGUGCGGUUCAAGGCGGUGUGACGGAGUCCGGCGAGCCGCUCUACAUCGGUCGGACUUUCCACGAAGGCUCCCUCACCAUUGGGAAGAUUCACUGUUCACAUGGAUGUCUUUACAUCCCAUACGGCGGAGUAGAGCACUCUUACACGUCUUACGAAGUACUUGUAUGCCGCACUGUUAACUUCUGAGUUGCAUCAAAGCGAUCCAAUACCGAUUUAAAGAGGCGCAGUCGAAUAAAUAGAAAUGUUCUUCCGAAUUAAGUCAC